This is a messenger RNA of Danio aesculapii, 672 nucleotides long. RefSeq lists its product as uncharacterized. NCBI's taxonomy places the organism in Eukaryota, Metazoa, Chordata, Actinopteri, Cypriniformes, Danionidae. The coding region runs from base 1 to 672 and encodes 223 amino acids. The record is from RefSeq and is a predicted model, not a curated record. The transcript has a single exon.
AUGGCAAAACCUCAGCUCCCACCACGCCAGAGCCAUCUCAAGAUGACCAUCUCCAGUCCUUCAGUUCACAAAAUGGCCGCCUCCAGUCCUCCAGCCCACAAGAGGGCCGCCUCCAGUCUUCCAGCUAACAAGAUGGCUGCCUCCAUUUCUCCAGCUCACAAGAUAGCUGACUCUAGUCUUCUAGUUCACAAGAUUACUGCCUCCAUUCCUCCAGCUCACAAGAUGGCUGUCUUCAGUCUUUCAGCUCACAAGAUGGCCGCCUCCAUUUCUCCAGUUCACAGGAUGGCCUACUCCAGUCCUCCAGCUCACAAAGUGGCCACAACUAGCCCUCCAGCUCACCCAUGGGUAAGCACCAAUCUGCCACUAGCUCACAAGAUGGCUCGCUGUUCCACGUCUGUUCCUGCUAUAGUUCCAAUCCAAGUUCCUGUUCCUGAAAUGCCAUCACCUGAGCCACCAGAAUGGCCACCACAACCUGAGUUGACAAAGCUGCUACCACCACCAGAGCUUUUGCUGCCAGAGCUGCCAGAUCCUCAGUCACUGCCAGAGUCGUCAGAGCCGCCUCCAGAGUUGCCGCUGCCGUCUGAGCUUCCCGAUUGGUCGCAGCUAGAUCCUCUUGAAUCCCCCGAAUUGUGGGCACCAGACACCUUAAAUCCCUCGAAUGGGGAACACUAG